UUCCGGGAUCAGUUAGAUCUAACCUGGAGGCCGCUGGACAAGCAAAGUCAACAGUUUUAGUGAUAUAACUCCAGAAUUCCACACACAAAAAAUGAAGACUUCAGGACACCCUCAACCUCAGGACAUGGACGAAUGGAUGCAAGGCACUGAAACAGGUUAUUCAGCAGACGCAUUGGCCAGCGAGACUGACGAGCAAGAUCAGAACGAGUUAACUACAGGACAAGAGCUGAACAGCGAAACAGUGAUACAAAUGCCAGAUAGUUAUGUGAUUAAAUGGUGUUCCUGGGAGGUUUUGGUUACUAUAGGCAGUUUACUGUUUUUGACACUCAGCUAUUGUGUGGACAUGAGCAACCUCAUCAUGUACUUAUAUAAGCAGAAAAUUGCCCUCUUUUGUUCUUAUCUACUUUGCACUGCACUGCCAGCCAUAUUUAUCCACUGCUUCAUCACUAAAAGGCUGGAACCUAACUGUCGUCAACCGCUGUCCAUCUUUUUGUUCUCACCUUGGCUACUCUUGUCCAAGUACAUACAAGUUUGUGGACAAAACACACCCGAGAAGAACAAUAUAAAGCACAAUAUGACAGUCGUGACGGUAGUCGAAUGUCUCUUUAAGGCAGUUCCCUAGCUCUACAUCCAGAGCACUGCUUGGUGGACUGGCGGUGUUGAAAACUCGCCAAUCUUCUUUGAAGGCUCUACAGAGAUUAUUAUAAAGACGUUGAUCAAGACACUUAUGUUGGCAUUUAAUCUUCUGGGCGAAUUUUCUGAAAAUAUGCCAAUAUACUGGAAAUGUAUAAACUGCAUCCCUGUGGCUCCUGCCAUCGGUGCCCGUAUGUUCGUGUUUACGUCGCUCUUCGCUCUGCAAGAUUCCUGGUGGUGGAUUUGUUUCCUCCCUCCUUCCCUCGGCGCCUUCGCGUCUUGGCUCAUCAGUGGCAGAACAGGACUAAGGAGGACCGUAGAGGCAUGUUCAAAGACCCUCCUCCUUCCACCCACUGACAUGGCGGGCAUCGUCCCUUCCGCUUUGUAUGUGAUCGCCUACGGAUUGGCUGUCUAUGCGGGCAAAAACUGCACCAUUUUUGUAUUGUAUAUCGUGUUGCUCUGCCACAUCGUGGGAGGAAUCUCAUGGAAGUGCGUUUUAUAUAACAAGUAUAAAUGUGACUAAAAAGCUAGUAAGAAGCACACAUUAGUACAGAUAUGGUAUUCCCUGCUGGGUUUCAAUCUUACUGAACGUUGCGUGCCCUAUUGAUGAUCACAAAACAUUGAUCCAUUUUUUCAUUGUCUAUUAAUUGAUCACAAAGCAUUGAUCUUAAUAUCAGAGAAUUUUAAAUAUUUGAUAUGCUAGUAGAGUUAUGUUAUGCUGAUGAUAUUUUUUGUUUUUUGUUUUUGUGAAUAGCACUGUGUCAUAUAAAAUUUACCAUUUGUGUAAUAAAAAUUGACUGUAUGUAAUUAAUUGAUGUUGUGCUUCUCAA
Messenger RNA from Penaeus monodon (black tiger shrimp), 1463 nucleotides. RefSeq lists its product as uncharacterized. NCBI's taxonomy places the organism in Eukaryota, Metazoa, Arthropoda, Malacostraca, Decapoda, Penaeidae. The transcript has 5 exons. The record is from RefSeq and is a predicted model, not a curated record.